Molecule: messenger RNA, 773 nt
Organism: Quercus lobata
Lineage: Eukaryota; Viridiplantae; Streptophyta; Magnoliopsida; Fagales; Fagaceae
Product: putative RING-H2 finger protein ATL71
Exons: 1
Coding region: 168-599 (143 amino acids)
Source: RefSeq, a predicted model, not a curated record
CGACUAGCUAAACAAUCACCAGAUACAUUUUCUUCAAUAAUUAACAAAUCCAUUUGCCCAACCAAUUCUCUUUCAUCAAACCCUUUGCCUUAACUCUCUCUCUCUUUUUACAUAUCCCAAUUAAUCCACUUAAUAUUGUAGAAGAUUAUUCUAAUGACAACUUUGAUAUGACCGAUAUUUUAGUUGCUCUCGGAUUGUUCCUUUUCAUCGUCUUCGUUAUGGUAAUGAAAAUACUUAUUUCCUUCUGCAGGCAUGCUUUGCCUCCCGGUCCUCAUCAGGUCAGGAACCUUAGCACCGGUGACCAACAACACUCCAUCGACGCCAUAGAACUCGGCCUCGACGAAGCCACUCUACGCAACUAUCCGAAGCUCAUAUACGCCCAAGCCAAGCUCCACAAGGGAAAUUCUACUGCUUCUUGCUGUUCAAUAUGCUUGGCUGAUUACAAAGACACGGAUGUGUUGCGCUUGUUGCCUGAUUGUGGUCAUCUCUUUCAUGUCAAGUGUGUUGACCCGUGGUUACAGCAACAUGCUACAUGCCCCGUGUGUCGGACUCGGAACUCGCCUCUUGCUGAGACGGCUCUUUCUGUGGAGCGACAUUGAAAAGGUCAUAUUCAAUACAUUUAUGAAAUUUUGGGAGAACUGAUCGGUAAUUAAUGAGCCUUUUAAUUAGAGCGACAUUCUUGACUUGAUAAUUGAACGCAUAUAUGGCUAACUUUCACAUAUGUAUUUGUAAGUGAUUGUGCAUUUGAAUUCUGCCUUGAUUCAUUAUUGUGG